CUUCUCUUCUCUCUCAACCUCUCAUCACCAAACUCAUCAUAAUCUCUUUUCUCAACAUACCCAGAAGCUAAAGAUGGAAUCUUUGAACAUGAAUUACACCUCUUUAGAUCAUGAUCUAGCCAUUAGAAGAUUUUGUCCAGCUAGAGUUGAAGAAGAGCAAGGAGAAUGGGAAGAGAUAUUGAAUGAAAUUGAGAUGUGUUCUUCACCAACAAUAACAAAUCCAAAUAACAACAAUGGUACUAAUACUCCUCUUUUGGAAGCUUGGGAAAUCGAUGAAUUCGUCGAUAGCUUCAUCAACAUGGAUGAGCAUUAUGAUGACAACAACAGCAGCAGCAACAACAACAACAAAGAUUCACCACCACAAGAUGAUGGCUCGCCGGUUGAGGUUGAGACUGAUGUCGGUUUGGUGGUAAUGCCUAGUGUUGAAGAGGCUAAUCAUGGUGUGGAUCAAGGGCUUCACUUGGUUCACAUGUUGUUAGCUUGUGCUGAGGCUGUUGGCUGCAGAGACACCCAACUUGCAGACUCAAUGCUCAAUCAAAUCUGGUCUUCGGUUACUCCUUAUGGCGAUUCUUUACAAAGGGUGUCUUAUUGUUUUGCUAAUGGACUUAAGUCAAGGCUCUCAUUUCUCCAAAACAAUGUCAACACAAAUGGUACAUUUAUGAAUGGUUCAAUGGAGUUUUCUGUUUCUUUGGAGGAAAAGAUUGAAGCUUUUCAACUACUUUACCAAACAACUCCUUUCAUUGCACUUGGGUGUAUGGUUGCAAAUGAAGCUAUAUGUCAAGCUGCAACAAACAAAGAUUAUCUUCAUAUCAUUGAUUUGGGAAUGGAACAUACUCUUCAAUGGCCAUCUUUGAUUAGAACUCUUGCAUCAAGACAAGAAGGCUCACCGAAACAACUUCGAAUCACAGGCCUAAUUGAUGAAGAUCAAACCCUUGUUGCAGAGCUAAAAACAAGCAUGAAUUCACUAGUGGAAGAAGCUAACUCAUUAGGUGUAACAUUAAAGUUCAACCUCAUAUCAGAGCAAGUAACACCAUCACUUUUCACUAAAGAAAAGUUAGACUUAAGAGAAGAAGAAGGGGAAGCAUUGUUUUUCAAUGGCUUCAUGCAUUUACACAAGUAUGUUAAAGAGAGCAGAGGUUCACUAAAGUCAAUCCUUCAAUCCAUAAAGAAACUUUCUCCAACAUUGUUUACAAUUGUUGAACAAGAUGCAAACCAUAAUGGACCAUUUUUUCUUGGGAGAUUCUUGGAGUCCCUUCAUUACUAUUCAGCGAUUUUCGAUUCACUCGAGGCUAGUCUCCCUAGAAAUAGCCAGCAGAGGAUGAAGAUUGAGAGGCAUCAUUUUGCAGAGGAGAUAAGGAACAUUGUGGCAUUUGAAGGGCCAAGUAGGAUUGAGAGACAUGAAAGAGUUGAUCAAUGGAGGAGACAGUUAGGGAGAGCAGGGUUCCAAGUGUUGGGAUUGAAGUGUUUGAGUCAAGCUAGGAUGAUGUUGUCUGUUUAUGGUUGUGAUGGUUACACUUUGAGUACUGAAAAGGGUUGUUUGUUGCUUGGUUGGAAAGGGAGACCUAUAUUGCUGGCAUCUGCUUGGCAAGUAAACAAUGUUCAUUCUUCUUCAUAGUAGUUCUCUCUCUCUCUUGGAUAAUAUAUUUCAUCUUCAA
Messenger RNA from Cannabis sativa, 1655 nucleotides. Its product is annotated as GRAS family protein RAD1-like. Bases 74 to 1615 code for a protein of 513 amino acids. NCBI's taxonomy places the organism in Eukaryota, Viridiplantae, Streptophyta, Magnoliopsida, Rosales, Cannabaceae. Gene Ontology annotation, cellular component: nucleus. The record is from RefSeq and is a predicted model, not a curated record. The transcript has a single exon. Gene Ontology annotation, molecular function: sequence-specific DNA binding; DNA-binding transcription factor activity. Gene Ontology annotation, biological process: regulation of DNA-templated transcription.